UUCCUCAGGGAAGCCCUCAAGGUUGGGCUAGAUGCCCCCCUAACCCUCCCACCCACACCAUGUUCCCCUGAGCCUCUAGUCCUCCCUCCCAGGACACAUCAGGCUGGAUGGUAACAUCUCCCCACCCUUGAGUGGGACUGCCUUGUGCUGCUCUGCGACCCACACCCAGCUUGGACUGCCCGCUCCACAGGCCCCAGGAAAAGCUGGUACAGAUAAGUGACACCAAGCCCUGUGAACAAACCAGAAGGCAGAGCGCUGUGCACCCUGCCCGGCCCCACCACCCCCCUUGCCACCUGCUUCUGCUCCCAGGUAAGCAGUAACCUGCACAGGUGCACCGUGGGUUUUGGGAAAACUGGAUCUCCCUGCACCAGAAGGGGUGGAGGGGAGGGGGUGUCUGUGACCUCAUGAACAGGCAUGUGACCUUGGCUCUGGCUCCAUAAAUACCCGAGGCCCAGCGGGAGGGCCACCCAGAGGCUGACGCACACCAUGGGGCGCCUGCAACUGGUUGUCUUGGGCCUCGCCUGCUGCUGGGCAGUGGCCAGUGCCGCGAAGGUAAGAGCUCAGCAGAGGGGCAGGUCCUGCUCUCCUCCCCUCACUCACAUCUGGAAACUGGGCCAGGCUGAGAAAGAGAGCCCAGCACAUUCCCAGGGCAGUUCCCGGGCGCUCACCCUCAUUUCUGCAGGGACAGGGGCCAGGUAAAAUGCAGGACGCCCAGUUCCAUUUGAAUUUCCGAUAAACUGCCAAGAACUGCCGUCUGGGCCCCGUGUACACGGAAGGUGGGUUCGUGGAAGGCGUCAAUAAGAAGCUCGGCCUCCUGGGUGACUCUGUGGACAUCUUCAAGGGCAUCCCCUUCGCGGCUCCCACCAAGGCGCUGGAGAACCCCCAGCCACACCCCGGCUGGCAAGGGACCCUGAAGGCCAAGUCCUUCAAGAAGAGAUGCCUGCAGGCCACCAUCACCCAGGACAGCACCUACGGGGAUGAAGACUGCCUGUACCUCAACAUCUGGGUGCCCCAGGACAGGAAGCAAGUCUCCCGGGACCUGCCCGUUAUGAUCUGGAUCUAUGGAGGUGCCUUCCUCAUGGGGUCCGGCCACGGGGCCAACUUCCUCAGCAACUACUUGUAUGACGGCGAGGAGAUUGCCACACGCGGAAACGUCAUCGUGGUCACCUUCAACUACCGUGUCGGCCCCCUUGGGUUCCUCAGCACUGGGGACGCCAACCUGCCAGGUAACUAUGGCCUUCGGGAUCAGCACAUGGCCAUUGCUUGGGUGAAGAGGAAUAUCGCGGCCUUCGGGGGGGACCCCAACAACAUCACACUCUUUGGGGAGUCUGCUGGAGGUGCCAGCGUCUCUCUGCAGACCCUCUCCCCCUACAACAAGGGCCUCAUCCGGCGAGCCAUCAGCCAGAGCGGCGUGGCCCUGAGUCCCUGGGUCAUCCAGAAAAACCCACUCUUCUGGGCCAAAAAGGUGGCUGAGAAGGUGGGUUGCCCUGUGGACGAUACCGCCAGGAUGGCCAAGUGUCUGAAGGUUACUGACCCCCGAGCCCUGACGCUGGCCUAUAAGAUGCCGCUGGCAGGCAUGGAGUACCCCAUGCUGUACUAUCUGGGCUUCAUCCCUGUCAUUGAUGGAGACUUCAUCCCCGAUGACCCCAUCAACCUGUACGCCAAUGCCGCCGACAUCGACUAUAUAGCAGGCACCAACAACAUGGACGGCCACUUGUUCGCCAGCAUCGACAUGCCUGCCAUCAACAAGAACAACAAGGAAGUCACGGAGGAGGACUUCUACAAGCUGGUCAGUGGGCUCACAAUGACCAAGGGGCUCAGAGGUGCCAAGACUACCUUUGAUGUCUACACUGAGUCCUGGGCCCAGGACCCAUCCCAGGAGAACAAGAAGAAGACUGUGGUGGACAUUGAGACCGAUACCCUCUUCCUGGUGCCCACCGAGAUUGCCCUGGCCCAGCACAGAGCCAACGCCAAGAGUGCCAAGACCUACAGCUACCUGUUUUCCCAUCCCUCUCGGAUGCCCACCUACCCCAAAUGGAUGGGGGCAGACCAUGGAGAUGACAUCCAGUACAUUUUCGGGAAGCCCUUCGCCACCCCCGACGGCUACCGGCCCCAAGACAGGACAGUCUCCAAGGCCAUGAUCGCCUACUGGACCAACUUUGCCAAAACAGGGGACCCCAACAUGGGUGACUUGGCUGUGCCCACACACUGGGAACCCUACACCUCGGAAAACGGCAGCUACCUGGAGAUCACCAAGAAGAUGGACGGCAGCUCCCUGAAGCGGGGCCUGAGAACCAACUUCCUGCACUACUGGACCGUCACCUAUGUGGCGCUGCCCACGGUGACCGACCAGGAGGCCACCCCCGUGCCCCCCACAGGUGACUCCGAGGCCACUCCUGUGCCGCCCACAGGUGACUCCGAGGCCACCCCCGUGCCCCCCACAGGUGACUCCGAGGCCACUCCUGUCCCGCCCACAGGUGACUCCGAGGCCACCCCCGUGCCCCCCACAGGUGACUCCGAGGCCACCCCCGUGCCCCCCACAGGUGACUCCGAGGCCACUCCUGUGCCGCCCACAGGUGACUCCGAGGCCACCCCCGUACACCCAACUGGUGACUCUGAGGCCGCCCCUGUACCCCCCACAGAUGACUCCAAGGGAGCUCAGAUGCCUGUAGUCAUUAGUUUCUAGCAUCCCAUGAGCCUUGGUCUUUAGAGGCCGCAAGGGUGGGACCCCAGGGGCUCCCCUCCCGUCUUUAGCUCUUCCUGAAUAAAACCUCAUUUCCCUG
Molecule: messenger RNA, 2783 nt
Organism: Cercocebus atys (sooty mangabey)
Lineage: Eukaryota; Metazoa; Chordata; Mammalia; Primates; Cercopithecidae
Gene: CEL
Product: carboxyl ester lipase
Exons: 12
Coding region: 1049-2686 (545 amino acids)
Biological process (GO): modulation of chemical synaptic transmission; neuron cell-cell adhesion; postsynaptic membrane assembly
Cellular component (GO): synapse; cell surface; postsynaptic specialization membrane
Molecular function (GO): signaling receptor activity; neurexin family protein binding; sterol ester esterase activity
Source: RefSeq, a predicted model, not a curated record